Messenger RNA from Suillus subaureus, 1762 nucleotides. RefSeq lists its product as uncharacterized. Lineage: Eukaryota; Fungi; Basidiomycota; Agaricomycetes; Boletales; Suillaceae. The record is from RefSeq and is a predicted model, not a curated record. Bases 1 to 1578 code for a protein of 525 amino acids. The transcript has 9 exons.
AUGGGCUUCGUCCAGCUCUACACAGCUGUCCUGGUCUUCCUUACCCAACGGCUUGCGAUAUCGAGGGCACUUGUGCGCCGUCUGAAAUUAACUACCAUACACGACAUCUCCAACGCAUGGGCAGGCCUUGGUUCCGCACUCAUCAAUGUCUGGAAACAAACACGUGUCCCUGCAUCGUUGUGGGCGACCACUGCUGUGACAACCUACCUUGUAUGCAUCUCUGUGCUGCAUGUCACCUCUUCCACUCUCCUACAAUUUCAAACAUUCAAUUCUUCUAUGACAACCAAUAUUUCAACAACACUAGGAUGGGUAGAUAUAUCAAGUAGGGUCUCGGAGAAUCCGGUAGCUAUGACUGCAUCUCUACCGGCUAUCAGUCGAUUUCCUGGAUUUCUCUCUGCAGGGAUAUCCAAUAAUACAGUCUAUGACACCCUGCAAACGAGCUCUGUAGUUGGACGUGCAACGGUGAAUGCAACGACGGUAACCUCGAGUUGCGGAUUACUUCCAAAUGUCACAUACUCUCGAAAUAACACAGCAAUUGCUCCGCUUGGUAAUGGAAAUGUUAUGGAAAUGAUUGGAUCUUCCCCCUGGACAGACCAGAUACGAGUACUUCAAUAUGGCGGCGGUCCGUCGGUCAAUAUGUCUCAGAGUUUCGCACCGCCUGCCGUCUUGUUAAUGGUCUCUACCUUGUUGGAGAUCGAGCCUUCAGUCCAAAAGGAGGUUGCGGUACCGGCGAUUUGGGUAUGUCCAGCUGUGAACCAGACUAUUGAAGUCUAUUUUAUGCAAUGCUCACUGUCAACCAACAACGCCACAGUAGUUAUCGACACGCAAACCAACACUCUAGAGAAUCCCAUGCCUGUCCCGCAGCCAUCCACGCAAUGGGAGGAAACGCUUCAGUGGACAUCUACCGACUGGUCAGAAAAUGUUGGUUACAUUCUUUCCAUUGCAGGCGGUAGCGGGUAUCAAUUUAUAGAUCAAUCUGACUAUACCAGCGAGCCCUCGAUUGUGGAUGAGUCUAUAAUGUCAUUGGUAGGAUUGGAUCUCUCAGCUCAAUAUCUCCAAUCGUCCACCGACUGGGACCAACCUCCCGUUUCUAAUUUCACCUUGAGCCGGGAUAAACUAGAAGCCGCUAUUGCGCAAACAGUUGCACAAGUCACUUGGAUGGCAGGGCGAAUGGAUGGAGGAAUUCAACCUGGCAAUGGGACGGCCCUUGCCUAUGAGGAGGUGAUCGCCCUACGCCUGAAUGUCACCCUUCUUCCUUUGCUGUUUGCGACCUCUGCGUCGGUGAUCAUGUUGGGAUUGGCUCUACACACAACAAGAGCGUUUCAUGCAUCCCGCAACAGUCAGGCUCCCAUCCCAAAUGCAGGCGCACUGCAACUCUUAUGGUUGGGUUAUCAUUCAGCACCUGUCCACGAAGCUUUGCAAAAUGUGGAACAUCCGACGGAAGCUAACUUACGUCGCGCGGGCAUGAUAGAUGUUUGUUUUGCGAGCACCACAUCUGACGAAGAAGAGCUAUCAAUGAGGAGUUUAAUUGAUAGUCAGGCAGUUGACCGUGACGAUGGAAUGUCACAUUUGGUUUGAAAACAUUGGACGCGAUAAAGACCGUAUCAUCUUGGUGUUAGCUGUGCAACACUCGUCAGAAGCCUUCGUCGAAUAUUGUGCAUGGCAACACCAAUAUGAAUCUCAUUGACACGUAUUUAACUCUAUCUCAUUCUCUACUUUUCCUCCUUUGGCGAAAUCCUCGCUGUUCGACAUCAUUUGCAAC